AUGAACACGACUUUUUGCUCUUCAAAUGAGCAGCAGGAACUGGCUGAGAUUGCCCUCGCGCUUCGGAUGCCCGAACCACAUUUAAAAGAAGACUACAAAAAUAACCCUAAUCUUCGAGUGGGAUAUUUAUAUACAAACUACAAACGCGAGGAAAUAAAAAUACCGGACGAAAGUUCACAAAACAAACCCCUUACAAAAAGUGCUAGAAUUAAAAAAAAUAUAAAAAAUAUUGAACUUUCUUCUGAUUAUCUUUCUCGCUUGGAUUAUGGCGAUAUUAGGGUUUCGGCGAAAUUUCAAGAAGUGUUUAAGAAUGAAUUUAAUAAGUAUUUUGAGAUUGAAGUUAACGACUACCCUAGAAGAAUAGAAGAUAAAUUGCGAAAAAAAGAAUUAAAUCUUGAUGACAACAUCUCUGACGAAAUCAUUGUUGAUGCUCGAUUUGAAGACUAUGAUAUUAUGGCGCUUGAAUUUGCUAAGCGAGGCAGGGACAUUCCUUUUGAAAGGUCAGGUUCAGAAAGCAAGUUUCGUCCUGCCAUAACUCAAGUUCUUCGCGAAUAUAAACCUAUCUCUGAUAAACUAUUGAAAGAAAAGAAGAAACUAGAAGAACAAAAAGGAUCCUACACCUUUACCAUUAAAGAUGAAUAUAGAUAUACUGAGGAUUAUGAAGAA
Molecule: messenger RNA, 666 nt
Organism: Ambispora gerdemannii
Lineage: Eukaryota; Fungi; Glomeromycota; Glomeromycetes; Archaeosporales; Ambisporaceae
Source: the annotation of a GenBank genome assembly